Messenger RNA from Aspergillus candidus, 1569 nucleotides. Its product is annotated as DUF1996 domain-containing protein. Bases 1 to 1569 code for a protein of 522 amino acids. The transcript has 3 exons. Lineage: Eukaryota; Fungi; Ascomycota; Eurotiomycetes; Eurotiales; Aspergillaceae. The record is from RefSeq and is a predicted model, not a curated record.
AUGCCUCGUGCGAUGCGGCUCGAUGUCGGCCUGGUGACAUGCCUGGCCGCCUUCUCCAGCGUUGCUGAUGCGUUCUGGCGUCUUCCCUGUCGUGGCCGGAGUGGUCUGGCCCGUAUCGAUCCUCUGAUGGACCCGGGCGAGCCCUCCUACCACGUUCACGCCGUCCAUGGAUCUGGCGCUUUCUCCAUGUCGUCCGACGCCGACGUCCUGAAGGCCGCCGACUGUACCUCCUGCGAGGUCAAGCAGGACAAGUCCGCGUACUGGGCUCCCGCGCUUUACUUCGUGGACGAAGAUGGCGACGCCGAGUUGGUGGAUGAGGUGGGAGGCAUGCUUGCCUACUACCUUCUGUACGGUGAGGGCGUGAAGGCCUUCCCUGAGGGCUUCCGCAUGAUCGCCGGUGACCCCUUCAAGCGUUCCUUCCCCUGGCCCGUUCCUGAUCCCCCCAAGUCCGAGUGGACCGGCAAGCAGGGCUCCCAGGAGGCCCUGGCCGCGAAGGCGCUUGGGUUCAACUGCCUCAACUACGACUCCGACGCGGAACCGUCGCUCGGACGCCACUUCAUGCCCAACAAGACCUAUCUCGAUGAGAACUGCAAAGAUGGUAUCCGCAUCGAGCUGAUGUUCCCUUCGUGCUGGAACGGGAAGGACGUCGACACCAAAGACCACAAGUCCCACAUGGCCUAUCCUUCGCAGGUCAUGGACGGAACCUGCCCCGAGGGCUUUGAGACUCGCCUCAUCUCGCUCUUCUUCGAGACCAUCUGGGAUACCUACGCCUUCCGCCACAAGGAGGGCGAGUUCGUCCUGUCCCACGGUGACCCCACCGGAUUCGGCUACCACGCCGACUUCAUCCAGGGCUGGGAGCAGGACGUUUUGGAGGCGGCCGUCGAGCAGUGCACCAACCCGUCCGGUGAGGUCGAAGACUGCCCCGUUUUCGAGCUUCAGUCCGAGAUCAAACAGAAGCUCUGCACCUUUGACCUCCCCGACCUCCUGAAAGACGAGGACGUCGAGAAGUGCAAGGGUGGCCUGCCCAACAAGCUCCUUAUCGAGUACGGACCCGAGGAUGCCUUCCCCAUCAAGUACUCCACUCCCACUUCCUCCUCCGCCGCGUCCACCUCCACGCCCGCUCUCCCCACCCUUCCCGGCCUCCCCAGCAUCUCUCUCCCCGAUAUCGGCGGUAUGUUCGCUGAGAGCUCGACCACGUCCGCAUCUUCCACUACGACUCCCCCUCCCGCCCCCAGCACCACUGAGACCCCGACCGAGACCCCGACCCCGAGCACCACCGAGGAACCGACCACGAGCACCACCACGACCCCGACCUGGACCCCCACUCCCGUCACCUCCUUGAUCGAGGGUCCCAUCACCCAGGAGAUCGUCUUCGUCGAGCAGCAGGUUGUGAUCCUGGUCGACGACCAGGGCAGCACCGUGGGCACCCAGACCGGCGACAUGGUGACCGUCUCGACCACCCUGACGACCGCCACGACCGUCGUCUCCACCGAGGUCACGAUGGCGACCGAGCCUGCCCACGCCCACCGCCGGCGCCACGCCCACGGUCACCGUGCCCGUGCCCACUAG